AUGCCAGCAAAGAAAGGAAAGCGCGGAGGAGCCAAGGGAAAAGCCCCAGCAGUAAAGGGAAAAAAAGAAGAGAAAGAUGAAGUGGCACUGCCAAAGGCGACAAAGACCAUCGAGAAGAAAGCGGCUCCAGCCGGGAAAAAGGGAAGAGGAAGACCAAAGAAGGGACCAGCGAAGAAAGGACCCGCUAAGGGAAAAGGAGCCGCCAAGAAACCGGCCAAAGCCGACUCGGAUAGCGGUGCUGAGGAGCACAAUGAACAGAGCGAAGAGCCAGCUUCUGGUGCCGAGGAUGCCGGUGCAUCGGAUGGUGGAGAAAAAUCUGAA
Mesorhabditis belari is the source of this 321-nucleotide messenger RNA. The record is from the annotation of a GenBank genome assembly. Lineage: Eukaryota; Metazoa; Nematoda; Chromadorea; Rhabditida; Rhabditidae.